Micropterus salmoides (largemouth bass) is the source of this 2233-nucleotide messenger RNA. It is a transcript of the gene foxn4, whose product is annotated as forkhead box N4. The record is from RefSeq and is a predicted model, not a curated record. Gene Ontology annotation, molecular function: transcription cis-regulatory region binding; DNA-binding transcription factor activity, RNA polymerase II-specific. Gene Ontology annotation, biological process: regulation of transcription by RNA polymerase II. NCBI's taxonomy places the organism in Eukaryota, Metazoa, Chordata, Actinopteri, Centrarchiformes, Centrarchidae. The coding region runs from base 16 to 1563 and encodes 515 amino acids. The transcript has 9 exons.
CACACAUCCCAGGAAAUGAUAGAAGGUGGAAUUACAUCCAGGAUGUCAGGAAUAAUUGAGAAUGCUGGGCAUCAUCCGUCUCCACAAGAUUACAGGCUUCUGACCACGGACCCCUCCCAGCUGAGGGAGGAGGACCUCCCUGGGGACCUGCAGUCUCUGUCAUGGCUCACCUCUGUGGAUGUGCCCCGACUACAGCAGAUGGCUGAUGGCCGAGGCCACAGUAACGGGCCCUCCCAGGGCAGCUUGUUGGAGCAACAGACAGCUCAGCUGAACAACAUGACGAUGACAGCGGGUCAAGGCUCCAUGCUUCACCUCCAAAGCAACAUGCAGCACAGCCCUCUGGGAAUCAGCAUCAUCAACACGCACAGUGGAAGCAUGUCUCCGUUCUCCAUGAAUGGGUUGCCCUCUCCGGGAUACCAGUGCCCUACCUCAGUCUACCAGCCUGCACCCCAGCAGGUGUACUCUCUAACCCAAACUGGACAACAGUGUUCAACCGGUGGGCUUUACAGCAAUGUCUCUUUCAACAACCAAAGUCUAUUCACACAACCUCGCCUGGCUCCACAAGAACAGGAGCUGCAACCCAAGUCUUUCCCCAAGCCAAUCUAUUCCUACAGCUGUUUGAUUGCCAUGGCUCUGAAAAACAGCAAAACUGGCAGCCUCCCAGUCAGUGAGAUCUAUAGCUUUAUGAAGGAACACUUUCCUUAUUUCAAGACUGCCCCUGAUGGAUGGAAGAAUUCAGUCAGACACAACCUGUCCUUAAACAAAUGCUUUGAGAAAGUGGAGAACAAGAUGAGCAGCUCAUCCCGUAAGGGCUGUCUAUGGGCGCUGAACCCUGCCAAAAUUGACAAGAUGGAGGAAGAGAUGCAGAAGUGGAAACGCAAGGACCUCCCAGCCAUCCGCCGCAGCAUGGCUAACCCUGACGAGUUGGACAAAUUGAUCACAGACCGCCCGGAGAACUGCAGACGUAAGGCUUUAGAGGCCGGCAUGACCCGGCUGCCCAGCUGUCCAACUGGCCUCCAGAUGCCCAUCACAGCCCAGAUGCAGCCUCAACCUAUAGUCACGCUUUCCCUGCCCUGCUUACCCAUGCACCAGCACCACCAGCUUCAGGCCCAGCUCCAGGCUCAGGCCCGCCUGGGCCCCAUGUCCCCUGCCCCGGCCCAGACACCUCCCCUUCACGCGGUCCCUGACCUUUCCCACAGUCCACUCACCCAGCAACCGAGCCAGCCGCCAGACGAUUUCUACAGUGUGCAUAGUGAUACACACACAGAGGUGGAUGCACUGGACCCUAGCAUCAUGGACUUUGCCCUUCAAGGUAAUCUGUGGGAGGAAAUGAAGGACGACAGCUUUAACCUGGAUGCCUUGGGUACCUUCAGUAACUCACCUCUCCGACUAUCAGACUGUGACUUGGGAACAGCCAACCUCCCUCCUGUCUCCACUGGAGCAAACCUGCCGCUGUCAGAUGUGCAAGUGACAGGCCUUUACACCUCCUACACCUCCCAGGAUCCCUUGUCUUCCCAGUACAUGGUCACACCAGCCAACAGCAAGCCUAUUGCGCUGUUAUAAAGCAGGUGUUCUGUCACCCUGAUUUAUUCUUUGGAUAUCUGUGGACUCCACCUGAAGAAGAGGUUUGAGGUCAAAGUCUGAAUUCUGGUUUCAUGUGUGCUACUGAAAGUACAAAUCACACUGCUUUCCUGCAGUCAGCUGGGAACUACUUGGAGAAGGAUGUUUUAAAAUCAUUUCACACAAAGGCCACAAGAAAACUGCUCAUUAAGAACUAAAACUGCUGAUAAAUAAAGAGGUGGCGGUGUGAAAAUGUAAGAAAUAAAAUAUCUAGCUUUGCCAAGCAAAGACUCAAAAGCCUGUACCAGUUCAAAGACUCUAUGUGGAGAUGUACGUGUAAGUUAGCAUCCGGCAGUUUUUCUACUGUUCACUCUGCGUUUUAAAGCCCUAUCAUAUUGUAGCUCCCCCAUCUCUUGUCUGUUGUAUUGUGUUAGAUAUUAUUGAUGUGAUGUUUUAUUUAUAUUUAUAAAAGGCAGCUGGAGAAGGUGAUGACUCUAUCAAUCUUUUGCUGUAUAUAUUUGAAUGUUUCAAACUGCUAUUGCCACAGAAAAGCUUUCUUUCGACUGUAUUUACCCACUUCUCUCCAAAAUGCCGAUGUGUGCCAACACUUUGAGUAAUCCGGAUUUUUACACAUUAUUCUUUUACACACUGUGAUUAACGUGUCUCAAAGUCA